Molecule: messenger RNA, 5012 nt
Organism: Ixodes scapularis (black-legged tick)
Lineage: Eukaryota; Metazoa; Arthropoda; Arachnida; Ixodida; Ixodidae
Product: nascent polypeptide-associated complex subunit alpha, muscle-specific form-like
Exons: 3
Coding region: 240-5012 (1590 amino acids)
Source: RefSeq, a predicted model, not a curated record
UUUUUGACUUUUAGAAUGAAGAGUGUUGAACCAUAGUGUUGCUAAGGGUGGUGGUAAUGACCAGGGAAAGUUAAAAAGUUGACAAGACAAUGGAUAUGAAGUAGUUUCAAUUUCAGCUUAAACAAAGUGACUCAUAGAAGGGAUUAUAUAAAUGAGAACAUUUUCGUGCUAGUCGUAUCAGCAAGCCAGCACAGGACAGACACUCAACGACAGGAGUACUACAACUACUACUGGAAGACAUGGAGUCCAGGCGAUUUCCAAUGCCGACGGCACGACUAGAAGCUCCGGGCCAUCAUCUGAAGACGCCGGUGAAAGCAAAAUUCAAUCAUUCGACCAUACCAGCCUCGACAAGUGUGAAAGUAUUUGAAAGUUUGAAGCGAAAGAAAAUGACCAAGGAUAAAGUGAAAUUCAUUCCCGGCGUCGUUCCGAGGACGUGGAAGGAGAUGCCGCAAGACUACGACAUCCUAACGGUACCGGUGAAACCAUCUCCUUCUCUUAUCAUUUUAUUAAUUCAUUUCGCCAUGUGGUCCAUAGCUACUCUGGACAAUUCUCCCGUUGAUUCUUUAAGGCAUUUAUUCAUCGAUUACCUUAACGAAGAGGUGGCCCGCGUGAUGAGCGAGAGACAUGUAACGAAGGAAUUGUUAAAGUUUCUCGAGGAUUCUGUAGCGUCGGCCCCCUAUUCCGUUUGGUUGCCGGUGGACGGAGACGCCAGUGAAAAUUGGGUAUUUUAUCGUGGCGCACGUGAAAAACCUAAACACGUGGUGCAACCUCUUUUGCUUACUCACUAUCAAGGGUACGAAUGCAAUCGCGCCCACGUUGUUUUAAAUAUGUUUAACGGCUACAAGGGUAAAGUAUUUUAUCCUUAUAGCUACGCGUUCAGCCACGAUAACAGAGAUAAAACUAAUAAGGUAAUUCUCCUACAAUAUUUCAUCUUACCAGCGCUAACGUCGUUGACGAUGCGCCGAGAACUCGCAGAGUUUAUUGGCUUAAGUAUUAAUAUUGAAAAGGAUAGGGCCCUUAUGGUAAAUUACAUCUGCGAAUCCAUUAAAACAUUGGUGUAUAAAUCUGUGUUUUUUUAUUCGUCGGAAUUUAAUCAAUGCGUGAAUGUAAUUGCAAAUAUUGAAAGUCGGAAAAUGACGGAUAGAAAAAAAUCUAAAUUGGCGCAACUCAUGGAGUAUCCGAGCAUUUUGACCGAUCCAUGGGUUUACAUCUCCGGGGCCGGCCUAUCAAUUGGGGACUUUGAUGUUGCAGAAUUCUCUAGAGGACUUUUUUACUCCACGGAGUACGAGUCUGUCGCUCGGGAGACAUCGGAAUUAAUGACAUCUUUAUUUUUUUAUGUAUUGUAUGUUAUUAUUGAAAAACGGCGGGUGUGGGAUUGUCGCCUCGUUGUCGAAUCUAAAAACGAAUCUAUCCUAGCGGCCUUUUAUAACUUAAUAUCGGACCUCCUGCGACCAUUCAAUUGUAACGCUUCCGCCACAUGUUCAUCUGUAGUAAUACGUCAUAACAUGGCGUCGCAGGAGGACCUAAAUUACGGCCGCCUGGAUAAUUAUGAUGCUCUUAAAACUCCGAAGAACAUUAAGGCUUUGAAAACCUUUCUUGGUUUCUCCUGCGUGACCGAAUAUACCAAAGUAGUGACCAAAAUUUCUCAAAAGUCUAGUCGCCGCGUCUUCGUUAUGCACCUUUGCAAUUUCGAAGACGAGGCGACCGUCGAAGCAUUUGUGAAAAAAUAUUUCGAUGUGACCACUCUGUGGCCAUUCGUCCUCGGUCUCUUCAUUUAUUUCAGUACGAGGGAGGACGAGGUGCUGACCGAGGAAUUGCUCGACCUAUGGUCGAAGCAAUGUCCGACCCUCCUGGCCACGUCGAUGAACGUGGCCAAUACCAUGAUGCCCAGCAGGUUUUUCAAAAACGCUUCUAUCAUGGACACGGUUCGGACAACGAUUGGCUUCCAGCAACCUGUUGCUGAGUCGACGCCUACCGGCGACGAACAGCGAUUGGUAUUUGCCACGUUGUCUAGCCAGGAGGUGUUUGAAGGGAUCGAGGACGACUCGAUUAGUAGCCCGGACUCCGCGAAAAAAUCCGAAAGCGUCCAAUCUGGCAACAAAGACUCUUAUUCGGACGAUGACGAAUUGGAUAUUGCAACCGAGAUGGUAUUGAAGAACGCAGGAGUGCCAAAAUCCAAAAUUGAUUCGUCGGACAGCGAGGACGAAGAAAUCGUGCGGUACACCUCUUCUUUCAGGAAACGGAAGAAUUGUCUAGACUCCGAUUCUGACAGCGGACCGAUUCCAAAGAAACCUGUAUAUUAUUCUGAAAACGAAAUUAUUGAUAUCGACUCGGAUGAUGACCAGAACGGAUCUUCAUUGACAUCAUCUCCGGAUUCUCUAAUUAGGCCCAUUGUGAAACGUCGGAGACAAAUUUUAUCCGAGUCAACGGAUGACGAAAUGGUUGAAGCCCAAAAAAGUAUAAGUCCGUUCUGGUCGGACGAGCCGUCAACGCCAAUACCAGAAAGUCCCUGGCUGUCAGAUUCGGACUGCUCUUCUUUCACCGGACCGGUGGUAUCGUCUUCCGCGGUUAACGCGGAAUCAUUCACCCCCUCACCCAAGUCUCCGACCCUGCCGCCAUUAACGCCACUACCAGAGAGUCCGAAGCUCUGGGAGUGUUCGUCCUUCACCGGACCAGCGGCAUCUCCUUCCACGAGCAACUCGGAAGUAUUAUCAUUUUCGCCCGAACUUCCGAUCGUGCCGGAGGCAUCGCCCAGCGCUGAACCGCUCCUGCAAGAGCCCGAGUCCGAUCUGCCACACCCAUCUCCAUCACCAUCAAGCCCGCGGCUCGAGCUCUCAAUUUCUCCACAGUUCAGGACGUCGCCGUCGCAGCUCAUACUGCCGCCGUCACCAGAGACUCUGUAUCCAAGAUCGCCGGCGCCGGUGCCAGAGACUCUACUUUCACCGGUGCCGGUACCGCAGACUGUAGAUACAUUGCCGGUGCCAGUUCCAGAGACUCUGUUUCCAUCACUGCUGGUGCCACAGACUCUACACACAAGAUUACCGGUGCCGUUGACAGAGACUGUGCUUUCAUCACUACUGGUGUCACAGACUCUACAUACAGGAUCACCGGUGCCGGUGCCAGAGACUGUGCCUUCAUCAGUGCCGGUGCCAGAGACUGUGCCUUCAUCAGUGCCGGUGCCAGAGACUGUGCCUUCAUCAGUGCCGGUGCCAGAGACUGUGCCUUCAUCAGUGCCGGUACCAGAGACUGUGCCUUCAUCAGUGCCGGUGCCAGAGACUGUGCCUUCAUCAGUGCCGGUGCCAGAGACUGUGCCUUCAUCAGUGCCGGUGCCAGAGACUGUGCCUUCAUCAGUGCCGGUACCAGAGACUGUGCCUUCAUCAGUGCCGGUACCAGAGACUGUGCCUUCAUCGGUGCCGGUGCCAGAGACUGUCUUCCCAAGAGUGCCACUGUCGGCGCCAGAGGCUGUGCUCCCAUCACUGCCAAUGUUGAUGCCACACACUGUGUAUACAACAUUGCCAGUGCCGACAGCACAGACCCUCUUUCCGACAAUGUCACUGGCGGAGGCAGAAACUCUCUAUCCAACAGUGCCAGUGCCGACAGCACAGACCCUCUUUCCGACAGUGCCAGUGGCGCAGGCGCAGACCCUCUCUCCGACAGUGCCAGUGGCGCAGGCACAGGCUCUCUCUCCGACAGUGCCAGUGGCGCAGGCGCAGACCCUCUCUCCGACAGUGCCAGUGGCGCAGGCACAGACUCUCUCUCCGACAGUGCCAGUGCCGACAGCACAGACCCUCUUUCCGACAAUGUCACUGGCGGAGGCAGAGACUCUUUAUCCAACAGUGCCAGUGCCGACAGCACAGACCCUCUUUCCGACAGUGCCACUGGCGGAGGCAGAGACUCUUUUUCCAACAGUGCCAGUGCCGACAGCACAGACCCUCUUUCCGACAGUGCCAGUGGCGCAGGCAGAGACUCUCUCUCCAACAGUGCCAGUGCCGACACCACAGGAUGUCUUUCCGACAGUGCCAGUGGCGGAGGCACAGACCGUGCUCCCAACAUUACCAAUACCAGCGACGUGGGUGCAUGGUCAAGAUGCGCUAGUGGCACCGCAGUCUGUGCGAUUUAUACCCUCGUCAAUGUCGGCGCUGCGGCACUGCGAUGAAGUGCACGUCCCAUUUACGUGGCAUCAGGAACAAGUACCGGCGGCGGCGGCGGCGGCGGUACCCACCACUCAUUCUGAAUUAUCGAAUGACCAUCGGCAGACGAUGUCGGCAGAUAUUUAUUCAUCAUCGCUUCACUCUGGAUUUUGUCCACCAUCGCUGCAAUCGGCAUUUAGUCCACCGAUGGCUCAUCACCUUUCUAAGGCAGUUUUUGGAGAUGACUCCUCCUCGACAUGGUCUGAGGCGAGCGAAGACUCUAAUUCGUUAUUACGUCAAUUGCUGACAGCACCGCUUAAAAAGAAUACGUAUUUUUCACCGAUGCAGAGCGCAUUUCAAGCUCUGUCAAAAUUGUCGGAAGUGGAACCGUGCUCUACCCCGUCCUUUUCCUCGAAGGAGCAGCUGGAAAGGAAAUACGAGUCUGUUACCACUUUACAACAACUAGUGGCCAUCACAGUAAACGACGACGUUCCAGUCACUCCUUCGAGCGUUACGGGUGAAGAUAUGACAGACGAUGACGUGGCAAUGGUAGCCCACCUGAUUGAUUCGGUCUACAAAAAAGACUCUAAAAGCGACAAAGUAGAAAAUUUCUUUGAAACUGCUCUGCAUCAGGCCAUGUGUGAAUACAAUUGCCAACACGAAGGAGACGAAGAAGAAGAGGAGGAGGUCAAAAGACUGCUUGUGGACCUGGUGAAUAAGGUGGUGGUGAAAGUUGCGAGGGAGACUGAAGAGCUCGACGAGGAGGUCAUCCUCCCACCGAAAAGUCACAAGAUUCCAUCCUUGCAGGAGCAGCGGAACAAGACCAUGUCUCUUUAUGACGAAAUACAAGAAUAUAUAGACAGUUUAGAUUAUGAGGUGUAA